Betta splendens (Siamese fighting fish) is the source of this 1068-nucleotide messenger RNA. RefSeq names its product cilia and flagella associated protein 161 (gene cfap161). Gene Ontology annotation, biological process: cilium assembly. The coding region runs from base 94 to 948 and encodes 284 amino acids. Gene Ontology annotation, cellular component: motile cilium. NCBI's taxonomy places the organism in Eukaryota, Metazoa, Chordata, Actinopteri, Anabantiformes, Osphronemidae. The transcript has 8 exons. The record is from RefSeq and is a predicted model, not a curated record.
AGAAAAUAAAAUGUGACUCGGUUGCCAUAGAAACCUCUAAACAAACCAAAGAUACGUAGUUAGAAGAUCAAUAUUCGUUAGUUUACAGGUAGAAUGGCUCAUGUGAAAACCUAUCGCACAAAUGUGAGGAUCGGGAACUGGAAUGAGGACCUGAGCUUAGAAGAGGAGGCAAAGAAGGAGUAUUUGGAAAAAAAGGAGAGAGGUGAGCUGACGGCCCAGAAGGUUGACUUUCUCAAACUGAACAUUCUGAGACCAGUGAAGCUCUCUGUAACGAACGAUGGAGGACUGCACUUUGGGGAUAUUAUCAUGCUGGUUAACGAGGGAGGCGAAAACAGGGAGUGCAGUGCAGUGAGUAUUAAUGCAGACGUGAACAGUUUGUCAAAGGCUCCUUCACCUGGCGUUCAAGCCCCAUGUGGAAUCAGCGCCGGUAGAGGUCUUCAGCCCUGCACACGCACUGCCUUCACCAUUACCAGUGUCGAUGGCAGCCCCGAAGGAUCAGCUCUGCUCUAUGAGCAAAGCUUUGCACUGAAGACAACAAGUGGCUUUGCAGGAGGACUUUUUUUAGCGAGUGAGUUGCGAAGCUUUCAAAAGUGUGCAAAGAAGUCCCGUCUCCAAGAAGUGAACUUGGUCGACAGUGAUUCCUUUCUAUCGUGGUGGAAGAUAGUGCACUUUGACCCCCAGGAGAGGCUCGAAAAUGAGGGUCUGCCUGUUCCUGCUAAUCAGAAGGUUCUCAUCAAACACUGCAAGACAAACCAAGCCCUUGCCGUUCUGGGUGAUCAAGUCCUUUGGACCACAUAUGGUAAAGAGUACGAGGUGACUGCACAUACCUUCUUGGACUCUCACAAAGCAGAACAGGACACCAACCACUGGAUGCUUUGCACCUCUGACCCUGCAGGAGAUUCACUGUUACUCUUUAACCGCCCAGUGUCUGCGACAUCAUUGUUCUAAUUAAUGGCAUGCUAAAGUGUGAUAUUGGGCCACACGGUAUUUUUCCAGGUUGUCUUUGGGUUUGGAAUUUUCCCAAAAAGAUAUUAUGAGACAACAGAAUGAAGUAUUUACUUUCUCGUG